AUGGAAUUGCUGGAAGCAUUCGAUCCUGGUGAGGGAGUCGAAAACGACGUUGCGGAGAACGUCGUCGCGGUGGAAACAGAGCGAUACGAAAUCGACCUUGGGAGCAUGAAUCAGUCUCCCAUUGGCUUACCGGCGAGCUCUGUGCCGCUACCUUUACACUGUUUACUAACUCCAUAUUCUUCUUCGCUCGCUGAUUUUCUUCUGCCAGAUUCAAUCCUGUUUCAUGUAGUUCGCGCGGAAGAAAGAACCUGUGUAGACGAUGGAAGAAAAGAAAGGACUGAAAUUACAGUGCCGAAGCAAAGCCUUAACCCAGUCGGGGUAUCAAAGGGAGAGAGAGUGAGUAACCGAGGCUUUCGUAGGUUUGUGAACUAUACUUCUACCAUGGCCAACAAAUCUCAAGAAGAGCCCAAGACUGCUCCUGAGCCUGAUCGGUGGUACAAUCUCACCCUUGGACCUUCCUUCAAAGAUGAAUCUUCUAACAAAUACUGCACUCUACGGUAUGAAUUUAAGCCAGCUUCAGUUGAUAAGAGUAAGGCAGGAUUGCUACGCAAGACCAAAGAGAACAGGGUUUCUGUUGAAUUUCAGAACAAUCAAAUAGGAAAGCCCAAGGUGACAUUUGAAGGGAAUAGUGAGGAAUACAAGGAAAAUGAUGCUGUGUUGUUCUUUGAUGGUGAGACACUUCGAUUGGAGCGACUUCAUAGGGCUGUAAAGCAACUAAGGCACCUACGAAUGCCGGGUGAAUCUGCAGGUGCUGCAGCUACAUCUGCAGUUGUGGCUGCCCCAUCUGGACCAGCUUUGGAUCCUCGAUCAUCCCCCGUUGGGAAGUCUGUAAAGCCAGCAUCUCUUGGCCGGAGCUCAUUUCAGGCUGUGCCAGUUGAGGUGGAGCGUAUUGAUAUUGGUGAACCUGAGAAUACUGGCAUCAAAUCUGGUACUAAGAGGCCAUAUGAUUGUCUAAAUGAACUGCCCAUACCAGAUGCGAAAAACGAAGUCGAGGAACAUCAAGAUAUAGAUAUUACGGACCUUUUUGGCUCCGAGUCACCUGAGGAUGACAAUAAAGUUGAAGAAAAAGAUAAUGUUGGAUUUGACAUGAAUGUUCCACAGACGGAUGAGGAUAUGGUCGUUGUGGAUGAUAGCGGUGAUGAGGUGGACAGAGGACCCAAUGCUGCAGAAGCUCCGGAAUCCCAGGUGAAUGCCGAGGGGAGGGAUGAGCAGACAUCUUCUUCUAGCAGUAGCAGUGGAAGUGGCAGUAGUGAAAGCGGCAGUGGAAGUGGUAGUGGCAGUAGCAGCAGUAGUGAUAGUGAAGGCAGUGAUGAAGUCUCGGUUCAUUCCAUCUGA
This is a messenger RNA of Sphenostylis stenocarpa, 1335 nucleotides long. NCBI's taxonomy places the organism in Eukaryota, Viridiplantae, Streptophyta, Magnoliopsida, Fabales, Fabaceae. The record is from the annotation of a GenBank genome assembly.